GAGUUGCGCUAUUCAUUCCGUUUGUUCGCCUACGUGCAAUGAGUGAAAAGGCUAGCGUACCACUGUUGAGCAACAAGCCUGAGAGUUCUACACUGGAUAUUGACACUAUGGGAAGCCCAUCUGAAUUCAUGAAUCGAAAGCAACGAUCGUUCAAGCCGAUGAGCAAGCGGCGUAAAAAACCCUAUCAGAAGAGUUUGCUUCUGAUAGUGGUAUUCAUAUUCCUGGGAUGCUCGCUAUGGGUGAUGACUAGGACAAAUAGCACUUUGGUACGGUUUGAAGAGUCCCAGGAAAGCCUAGACCUCAAUGGCAAGGAAAGCUCCACAGGCAAGAAGCUGCAGAGUAAAAUCUCACAGAAGCAAAAUGAGAUGAUGAAAUCAAGCCUAAAAAAAGUCGAGAAUGACGAAGAUGAUGAUGAAGACGAUUCUGAUGCGGAAGAAGAGGAUGAUGACAAGGUGACUGUCAGCAGUAAAUCGAAGCAAGUAUCAGCUGAUGAGGACGAUGAAGGCAGUGAUGAUGAUGAUGAUGAGGAAGAUGAGAGUAAAAAAAAAGUCGUCGAAGGCAGUGACGAUGAUGAUGAUGAUGAUAAGGGUGAUGAUAAGAAAUCAUUGAAGGAGGAGGACGAUAACGAGGAUGAUGAAGAUGAGGGUGAUGAUAAGAAAUCAUUGAAGGAUGAGGAGGACGAGGGUGAGUCCACCUCUACGAAAGCCACACAAAUUAAGUUUAAGAAUGAUGAUGACGAUGAUGAUGUAGAAGACGGUGUAAACGAUAAAAAAGAUAAGGAAGAUGCUAAGGAUGAUGAAGAUAAAGAGGAUGAUAAGGCGAACGAUGAUGAUGAUGAUGAUGCUGAAAAGGAUGAUGAAGAUAAGGGUGAUGAAGAUGAUAAGGAUGAUGACGAGAACAGUGAGAAGAAGAAUGACGAGGAUAUUUAUGAUAAAAAUGUUGACAAUGACGAUGAUGCUAAGAAGGAGAGUGCGGGUGAAAAUGUUAUUGGUGAUGGCGAAGACGAAGCUGAUGAUGACACUUCAGAGAAAUCAAAGGUCAAGCAGGAUGAUAGCGAGAAUGAUGAAGAUGAUAUGGCUGUGAGGGUCAAAUCUGAAAAUAGUGGCAAAGACGAUGCUGAUGUCGAAUCGAAUGAUGAUGACGAGGACGAAGACGAAGUUGAUAAUAACAACAAAACGGAAACAGCCAAGGGCAAAGGAUCAAAAGCUGUCGAGGAAGAAGGUGACAAUGAUGAUGCCGAUGAGGAUGAUAAAAAGGAGAACACGAUAAAGGCAACGAAGGAUAAAGAGGACCAGGCGGAAUAUGACAAGAAGGGUUCUAAAGCCGACGCAGACGAGGAUGAAGAAAACGAUGACGGAAGUGCUGAGGAAGGUGAAGAAACAGAGACAGUUGCGGAUACCGAGUCUGACUUGAAGGGCAAGAAGACCAAAUCCGGAAGCAAGGCUGUGGAUGAUGAAGAAAAGGAUGUCGAGAGCGAUGAUGAUGCACAGGGUGCCGCUGAUGAUGAUGAGAAUGAAACAGACGCAGACACGGACAAGAAUGCCGAUGAAAGCCAGUCCGAUACAGCUAAGAACACAUCACAGGACGCAUCGGCCAAGGAAGCUGAUGUGGCCAGAGCUAAGGCCAUUCAAGAGUUGCAGAAGUUGGCAGCAGCAACCAAAGAUACAGAAGAAAGUCAGUUCGAUACAGUUGAAAACACAUCAAAAGACGAAUCAGCCGAUGAAGCUGAUAUGGUCAAAGCUAAGGCGAUUCAAGAGUUGCAGAAGUUGGCAGCAGCAACCACAGACACAGCUCCUUCCAAACCCUCUCAUAAGGUGGCUGAUGAUGUAGAGGACAAGUUGGACGAGAUGGAGAAGGACCUGAAUCUACUCAGCCAAACACUAAUUACUUCCGAAAAUAAGGAUGAAAGUGAAGAUGACGUAAAGGACAAGCCCAGUAUGGAUUCAAUACUGAUGGACAGUUCAAACAAGAAAAAGGCGAGUAUGGUUGACGAAGAUGAUGUGGAAGUCGUGGAUAAAAACGAGUCCAAUGACGAACCAGAAGAGGACGACUACCCUGAAGAAGAUAAUGAUGAGGAGGGCGAUGACGAGGCGCCAGACAUGUAA
Molecule: messenger RNA, 2105 nt
Organism: Sphaeroforma arctica JP610
Lineage: Eukaryota; Ichthyosporea; Ichthyophonida
Exons: 7
Coding region: 39-2105 (688 amino acids)
Source: RefSeq, a predicted model, not a curated record